Molecule: messenger RNA, 8885 nt
Organism: Colletes gigas
Lineage: Eukaryota; Metazoa; Arthropoda; Insecta; Hymenoptera; Colletidae
Gene: Cad99C
Product: cadherin-99C
Exons: 22
Coding region: 525-5273 (1582 amino acids)
Biological process (GO): homophilic cell-cell adhesion
Cellular component (GO): plasma membrane
Molecular function (GO): calcium ion binding
Source: RefSeq, a predicted model, not a curated record
UUGAAAAUCCGUCGCUUCUCCUGUCCGUCCUGCACGUGACGUUUCCCAGUUUCGUCGAAGAGGCGCGAAAAAAAGGAAAGUUAAAGUCGAAAACCGACAACACAUCGAAACGAGUACCGUACGCGGGCGACUUUAAUCAGUGUUCGUUAAAAACAUUCACCGAUUAACCUUCUUCGAGCCGUUGGCGAACGUCCCUCUUUGGUAUCCGGAUCGCUGAAAAAACGUUGAACCGCGCUUUUCGACUCGAUAACAGUGCGUGCGAGUCCGCGCAGUCAUAUACACGCGCGCGAUUCCACGCGUGUAGUAUACGUGUGUGUGUUUACUAGUGGUGAUCUGUGUUGACUGUGCAGCGAGCAACAACCACGACAACGGUGAUUCUAGGUUACAUCGAAUUCGUCGGCGACCGAUUGUUGUUACCGGCUACUUUAUAGACAUGCCUGGAUUGGAGAGCAACAGACGGCGGCAUUAGGUGACACACCGGCGCAAACGAUACACACACGCACACGACAGGCGCGCGAACAAGUAUGGCAAGGAUAACUGUCGCGUGGCUUUGGUGCUUGCUAUGCGUGUCUUCGCAUCUUCGUGGCGUUGUCUCGAAAGCUGGCCUGUGCGAGGUGGAGUCGGGUCAGUCCAACAUUAUUCUUGAUAUCGAGGAGAGCAGAGGGAAUGCGAUCGAUCAGAAGACCGUACCGGAGGAACUUCCGGUAUCUGGCGAUCCAUACAACGAGACCAUGCUGGAGCUGAUUUUUCCUGGAAGGCAGCCACGUUUCAAACUGAACGGCAAGAAACUGCAGCUUCUGGAACCAUUAGACAGGGACGCCGAAAAUCUUUCUCACGUCGUUUUUCAGUUGAGCUGCACUGUGAAGCAGACGAACAAGAAGCGCACCAUACCGGUGAUCGUGCGAGUCUCGGAUAUAAACGACAAUGCCCCGAUAUUCAUUAACACGCCUUACGAGACCACAGUGCCAGAGUUGACGCCGGUCGGUUCGACCAUAUUUAAGAACAUAGUCGCCGAAGACGCAGACGCUGGCGUGAACGGUAUCGUCGAGUACUCGAUAGCGCCUGGAGACGGAACUGGGAUCGGCAACAAUGACGAAGUCGGUCGAAAUAGAAUCACGACGGCCGAUGGAUACGGUUAUUUCAGCAUUAACCUGCCUCAUCAAGGCCAGGUUACUGUCAACCGGACCCUCGACUUCGAGAGAACGCAGCGUUACCUAGUCACCAUUUUGGCUUCGGAUCGAGCCAGAAACGUGUCCGAUCGAUUCACGUCCACUACUACUUUGACAGUGAAUAUUAGGGACGACGAUGAUCAAGAUCCUUCCUUCAUCUAUCAAGGUUGCAUGCUUUUGGACGGUGCCUGCAUCAAUCCGGAAUAUUCAGCGUCGGUAUCCAGCGGAGUAUUAUCCGGCAUACUCAAUAUAUCGCCGGAGAAAAUACAAGCGGUGGAUAUGGACAGCAUCAACGCGCCCAUUCAUUACUCGUUUCUCAGCGGCAAUCCGCCGAAUUAUCGCGAAUUCUUCGAAAUAAAUCCGAGUACAGGCGCUGUCAAGCAAAUCAAAGCAGUCGAUACGACGGUCACGAAAAAGUUCGAUAUUAUCAUUAAGGCCGUCGAGGUAUCUGAAGCGAAACGAUCGGCCACAGCUAAAUUGACUAUUACCGUGAAGCCAGUCGACAGCAAUCCUCCAAUUAUAACGGCGUCGAACGUGGAAGGUUUCGUCGACGAGAACGCUCCGAUCGGUACAAAGGUUAUCGACAAAAAUGGCGACCCCAUACUACUCACCGUUUCAGACGCUGAUUUGAGCCCGGAGGAUCCAAAGCCAGCGUACACGUUCGAGCUGACAUCGAAUUUCUUCGCGAUCGAUCCUUCCGGAGCGUUGAUCGUGAACGAGGAGAAUUUGGAUCGAGAUCCUCCGAGUCCUGGUCGUUUUCGUUUUCAAGUGGUCGCCAGAGAGAAAACGGGUGUCGCGGCGUCCACGCCAUUGUCGUUCGUUGUGACUUUAAACGACGUUAACGAUAACGCUCCUAUGCUUCCUAUGACGGCACCGAUCACUGUCCAAGCCGGCGAAACAAAACGAGUGGUAACGAAGGUGGAAGCAACGGACAACGACCAGGGAGAAAACGCUGAAAUAACGUACAGUAUUUACCACGUAUCGAACAACGGGCUGCUUAAAUUUAAAAUCGAUCCACACACCGGCGUGAUCGAGUCCGUGAGGAAAUUGAACACUGGCGAACAGUACAGUAUUACAGUCCAAGCGACGGACAAAGGCGGGAAAUAUUCGCAAACGAUCGUCGAGGUGAACGUGAUUCCCGGACCCAACACCAGAAGUCCUGUGUUUCAACAAUCGGUGUACGAAGUACAGGUCAGCGAGGGAGCCUCGAUCAAUUCCACAGUUGCAACAAUCACUGCGAUCGAUCCGGAGAACGACCCGGUCUCGUACUCAAUCGUUUCUGGCAAUGAUCUGCGCCAGUUCGCGAUCGGCGAUAAAUCGGGCGUCAUUACCGUUAUAAGGAAGUUGGACAGAGAGGACCUGACCCGUUAUCAGCUGCUGAUAAAGGCGGAGGAUUCCGGGGGGCUGUUCGGUACGGCAACGGUGAACAUCAAGGUGACUGACAUCAACGACAAAAAUCCGGAAUUCGUCGACUUGCCGUACGAGUUCACCGUGAAAGAGGGAGAGGCGCGAAAAUUGAUCGGUCGUGUGCACGCAGAGGACGCGGACGAAGGCAUCAACGCCGAAAUUACGUAUUUCGCGCCGGACGAUAUCCCGUUCACCGUGGACCCGGAAACUGGAGACGUGCUUACGAAAAUAGUGUUAGACUACGAGCAAAACGAUGAAUAUAAAUUCGUGGUUACCGCGAGAGACGGCGCUCCAGAUUAUCGUCUAGCCACUGCCACCGUGACGGUGAAAGUCGUGGAUGUCGAGGAUGAGAUUCCCGUUUUCCAUCAAAGUAGCUACGAGGCUCGUGUCAAGGAAAAUAUGCCGGAUUACACCGUUGUUCAAGUGACGGCCGACGAUCCGGACACGAAGAAGCAAAUCACAUACAUGAUCAAACAAGGCGAUACGGAACUGUUUGGCAUAGAUCCAAAGACUGGCGUGAUAAAAACUAUUCGUGGUUUGGACUACGAGAGAGAGAGCCAGCAUAUUCUGAUCGUUGGUACCGUGGAGAACACAAGCGAUUUACCUGGUUCCACCACCAGAGUCGUGGUCAACGUUCAGGACGUUAACGACAUUCCACCGGUGUUCACGUCAGUUCCACGUCCGAUUACUUUAGACGACGACGUUCCCAUCGGCACGACGGUCAUCAAUCUCAUAGCAACAGAUUCCGAUGGCACGGCUCCUGGAAAUCAAGUGAGAUAUGAAAUUAUCGGCCGCGGAAUAGCCAGCAAAUACUUCGUGAUCGAUCCGGACACCGGUGUGCUCAGAAUACGAGACGAUUUACGAAAAGAAACGGACACCGAGUAUCAGGUCGACGUGCGUGCGUACGAUAUGGGAGAACCUCAACUAUCGUCCGUGACUACGGUGCCGAUUUUCGUCCGCCACGUCGCCACGGUUCCACCAGAAAUCGGUCUGGGCUUCGCAGAAAAUUCGUACAACGUCGAGGUUCCCGAAGACGCGGGCGACAACACGCUCAUCAAGAUAAUCACGAUCAUUAAUAGUCACGCACACGACACCACGCCACUGAAAUGCGAGAUCUACAGCGGCAACGAGAACGGAUUGUUCGAAGCAAACGUGACGGAAGAAAGGAACUGCGCUCUGAGGCUGAAGAAAGGAGCUUUGGACUACGAAACGACCGAGUCCUACCAGAUUAAGAUCAAACUAGAGUCUCUGUCCGGUCUCUUGAAUUCUGGGAGAAACACAACAAUGGUGAAGAUUCAAGUGCUCGAUGUGAACGACAAUAAACCAGAGUUCAUCUUCCCGGAGGGCAGUAAAAAGUUGGCGAGGGGGCGUUAUUUCGCGGCGAUCCCGCGAACGGCGCAAUUUGCAUCCACCGUGAUACAAGUGAAGGCCCACGACAAGGACAACGGGAAAUACGGGAAGCUGGAGUACAAAAUCCUUGGCGGACGUGGAUCGGAUUACUUCGCCAUGGACAGCUCUUCCGGAAUAAUUAGGACGACCGCGACGUUCGAUAAUAUAGAUCCGACGGAGCUUCCAUUCAAAUUCGAUGUGCGCGUCCGGGACAACCCUAACUCCACCGACAACUUUAACUCGAUCGUCGCCCCAGUUAUCGUGAACUUAAUUGGCGAAGAGAAUCUGAUGAUCCUGGUCGUUCAAGACGCGGCGCCCGACGCGUUGCAAAAGGAGGCCGAUAAAAUUGCUGGUAUCAUCGAGGAAAAGAGCAACCUUCUGAUAGGCGUCGAUAGGAUCGCCGUCAGGAAGAAUCUGACCAGGAAUGGCACCGUUGAAAUGUAUCCCCAGGACUCCGACGUUUGGUUCUACGCGGUCGAUCCGGACACGGAAGCCAUUUUGGAUAGGAACAACUCGCGCGUUCUAAGGUCGAUCAUAGAGAAGCCAGCAAUGACGAACAUCACUUUCGACGUGUCCACGUUGGUUCGCGCGAACGCCAUAGACAUUCACGCACCCAUGAUGCCACCUGAACCUGUGCGUACACAAACUGCCAUCGCCUUCAGCGGCGAAGUGUUCCCGUACGCGUUGAUAAUCAUCGCCUGUGUCAUAUUGAUCCUUGGCAUCGCUGGCAUCAUCUACAUCUGCGUCUCCUGGUCCAGAUACAAGGCGUAUAAGGAACGAAUGCAGCGUAUGUAUGUCGUGCCUCGUUACGAUCCCGUCUACGUGGAACCUAAUCUGAAGGAAUACGAGACGCAGGUGCUUCAAAUGAGCGUACCCGUGGACGACAACGACAGUUACAACGAUCUACAGCUUGAUUUCAGCAACAAGAACCACGCGUUUAGCUUGGACAACGUCAGUUACAUUACCAAAGAUCACGGAGAAAGUACUGGUCAACAAAGUCCGGUGAGCUCGGAGGCGGCGACCACGGCGCGUGCUUCCAGCAUAGUUGGGACUCACGGAGACGCGAACAUCCACUCCCUGCGACGAUCCACCCUCGGUAGAAAGAACCACAGCACGAGCAACGCAAAUACGUUGAGCAAUCACGAUGCGACGCCGGUCUUGAACCCCCUUUACAACCGCGGCGGCGAUCUGCUCAGUCCCAGUCCAUCGAACGACAACGUGACGUUCAGAGAAAGGAAGGAUUACUCUCAUCUCGGAUUCACGUACUUGGGCGAACAGAGCCCGGUGGAGACCACCACGGAAUUGUAAACAGAACUAACCGCGGAUACGGAGUUGGUGUUUGAUGCUCAACCCGCGAAACUGUUGGCGGUUUUAUCAAGUUGAGUUGUACCAUAACGAAGAAACUUUACAGUGACUCGCGAUGGAAUUCUUACGUGGAAUUGACUUUUCGAAUUGGUCGGCGCGCCGCGACGUCGAGGGAAAGCGACCUCCCGCUUGUAAGCAACCGGUUCUACCCGCGUAGAUGAAACAGAAAAUCGUCACUUUGUUUCGUCUACUGCUGCAGUGGUUCUUAGGAAUAUUGAAACCUUGUAAUAUUCUCCUUUUUUUUAUUAAUGGUAGAAUCAUGAGUGUGUCAAAAUUUUUAGGUUCGACUUUAGGUACUUCCCUGGGAGCGCAGUGUUUGGAUACUCUCGAGGUAAUGAAAACUAAAAUUCGUACUUUUAUCAGUGUAUUUUUCUGGGAAUAUUUACCUAUUGUGUGAUAUUUUUCGGUUGUUAUUUCAAACAGUGAAAUAAUUUUAUUAUUCGAAGCGCUUGUCGUUUAAUCCCUUGCCGUACAAUGACAAUUCUAAAUAUAUAAAAUUACUCCUUUUGAAUUUCUUCGUAUAUUAAGGGGCCAUUCAACUUUGUAGGCAAGAAAAAUACUUGUUUCUUUGUGAUUUCUUUUUUUUGCGGGCUAUUAAAGAGAUUUCGAGUUUUGUGGAUAUAUUUAUUAUAUAUUUAACUAUAUUUACAAAUUUUUGCAACGUAUAAUAUCUAUUGAUUACGCAGUUUUUGUGGAUCAACGAACAACAGUUUUUACGAACUUUGCCCGACUGCGUAGGUAAUAUUUUGCGAACAAUUUAUCCGAAAUCCAAAAACCAAAGAUAUUCUCAAUAUAGAUUAGUUUGGUUAUCGCAUGAAUUAGGAUAUUUUCAAAAAAAACAAAGAAUGACAAAAUGACAGUUAUUUUACGAAAAAAUACUGAAUAUUUUCAUAUAUUCGGCUGCUUUUUGGUUAAUAAAAGAAAAAGUAUUGCAUAUAUCGCAAUUAUCCUAGUUCAUGCGAUAGAGGGACCAGUUAUUUAAGAUACUGUAUAAAUUUGAUGUUGAUAUCUUGAAUAGUUUUCAUGUUAUUGUCUACGCAGUGUCGAAAAAUGUAGUUUCGAGAAAAGCAGCUUUAAAGUUUCACGUCCAGUUCGUUAGUUUUCCGAAUUUCAACUUAAUAUUUGGUAGAUAUAUUUUCGAACCCACAUACUAAAAGCAAACGCAAAAAAAGCAAAAAAAUUCGAUUUUUUAAAUCUUACAAAGUAGAAAGGCCCCUUAAGAAAUACACGUUUAAUUUUCUAAAUUCUUCUUCCAAAUUAACCCUUUGCCGUACAAUAACGAGUCUUACUCGUCACAAAUUCUUGAUGUCAAGUUUCACAAUCAUGAGACUACACAUCAAGUCUUAAUAUAUUAAAAUCAACACAUUUUUCCAUUCACGAGGUAUUCGUAAACCAAAUCUAUUCUUUUUGACUACACGUUUUUCUACGCGUUUGAAAAAUUACAUUAAAUCGUGCGUUAAGGGGUUAACAUAAAAGACUGAAGCGUCCUUUAAAAUGGUUAUUUCUUAUUCUGAUUAGAAAUAAAGUCUGCUCAGUCCUGCCGUGAUAUAAAAUGUAUCCCUAGAAAAGGAAUCCUACCUUUCCCAAACAUAUGAAAAGUAACGGACCCAAUUUGGUUUCUUAUAAGCGGGAGUUAUUGCAAAUUUGCAGAGACGUUUAUUCACCGGAGGAUCGCACCGCCCCCGCGAGUGAUUAUCCCUCGAGUCGCGUACUGACAGAACUGAGAACAGAUACCAAUGCAUUUCUAAAUAAUUACAAAAUUUGUUCCGCAUGACGUACUUUGAAUCGACUUGUCCCGAUGAAUACAACGCCACGCGUGCUCGUCGCGUCAGAAACGGGGUCGCGAGUAUUUUCCACGAGCGACGAACAAAAACCCCCGCGUUUCUUUCUCCGUCCUAACAACGCCCCGAAAGGUAUUUGUCUUUGCGCGUAGAGUUGGGAAUUGUUCGAGUAUUAACCGAAAACAAAGUUAAAGAAAAAAGAAUUACGCAUGUUCGAAAAUUCGAGUAAUCUCAGCUCGUGCAGCAAGCCAAACGCUAUUAGAAAUAAUAUUCGUAGUAACGGAAGCCCGAUUCGAUAAAAAGGCGGGAAACGUUAUUUUCUCGUCCUCAGACUGUACAACGAAAUCGCCAUCGAUUUACAAGACAACGAUUUUUAACGUGAUUUACGCGUCUUGCUCCAACGCAAUACUGUUUGUUACGGUGUCAAAUAUAAUUUAAUGACCUAAUUUAUGAUACCGAUAUCCCCCCAUCAAGCGACUUUUAUAUUGUAUCUAUAGUGUGAAAUAUUUUAUUGCCCGCCCCCUCUGCCCCCCUCUGCCCCCUCCCAAUUCUCGAUGGCGUAACCACGAUAGUCCGUCGAUUUUAUUUCUUUACGCGACGUGUUUAUAUCUCUUGUUUUCUCUUAAAACGUUAACGUCCAUUCUUUUCGCGAGAUUCGCGAGGAAACGUAGAAUCGAGUCAACGUACCCGUCCAACGUAGCUGUAAGGAAUUGAUAAAAAAUUAUAGAUUUAUAACAGAUAUGUUUGUAUACAUGUUGUAUGUUGUGUGUGUAUUAUAUAAACGUCAUCGGCCCGUGAAACUUAUUAUAUGUAUAUGUAUGAGAAAACCUACGUAAAACCAUUGUAUAAUAAUAUCGUUCUAUUUAUAACUGUGCGGUUGCUCAUAUUAUUUUAUUAUUUUUAACGACAUUCGACCGAUGAUACACGUCGUUGUUUGUAUCCGCGUCGGUGCAGAACUAUCCUUUAACAAUGCACGUAUCAGUUUUCCGCGUCCUCUCGUUCGGGACGUAGGCGUUUAUACCUUUUUGUUUUUUUUUUUUCUCUCUCUUGCGGCUUCGGAAAUUCGACUGCAGCCGACAGCUGGCGAUCGAGCUGGUAGAAAAAUGUGAUUCAACGGACUGUGUUCUAGAGCGACCGUUUCGCGGCGGUCACUUUACGGUUAAUCGAAAAGCGUACUGUUUUCAAACACGUCAAGAUAUUGGACAUGGUAUUGUUAAACGUAGAACGAGUCGAGCGCGUUCACCGUGUCAAAGUAUUGUGCACUGCUGGAAAGAAAACAUGCUCCGCCCAAUCUCCAGCCAAUAAUACACGACGCUCGUCUUUUCAGCUUUGCACAGUAUCGUGGUUGGAUUAAACUCAAUUGGCUACACGUUCACGAAUCCGAAAAUCUGUAAAAUUCGAAAAAUUGCGUGGAGUAGCUCAUCCGUAACAAAAAUGUUUUUUGAACAUUUUUAGACCCGUGGAAGAUAUCGAAAACAACCAAUGGUACGCAAAGGUAUUUUUGAAAAUAGAAUAAGUAUAAUCUUCCAAUCGUUUCGAGCGGAUAAUUGUUUUUGAUCCGACUAUGGGAACCGUAAGUCUAAAGACAUUGUACUUAACACGAUAAUCGAAUAAUUAAAAUUUAUUAUAAAAUUACGCGACAAGUCGAGCCUGGUAUUUGAUAAUUCGUACUUUAGUUAGAUUAUAAUGCAGGAUUCUGUAUGUGUCGCCAGUCCGUUGACUAGAGCGUUAACAUCCACUCGUAGUUGUGUAUUGUUUAAGAUGACCGAGAUAC